UUUGUUGGUUGUUAUGAAACAGUUGAAUCAUUCGAUAAACUACCUAAUGAUAAUCAAAUAAUGGUUCCUUUAACACCAUCACUUUAUGUACCAGGUCGUACAGUAAAUAAUAAUGAAUUCCUGUUGGAUAUUGGUACUGGUUAUUAUAUUGAACGUGAUCGUAAAUCAACAAUCGAUUAUUUUAAUCGUAAAGUUCAAUUUUUAAAUACACAAAUGGAUAAAAUUGUUAAAUCGAUGCAAGAAAAAAGUGCCGUUCGACAAAGCUGUCUUCAACGACAACAACAAUUGAUAAUGGCACAAAUUGCUGCUCAACAACAACAACAACAAUCAACUGCAGGUCAACCAAAACAAAUACCGAUGGCCAAAUCAUAAUCCAUCAAUUUGAUUCAUAUUAUCUUCUAUUGCAUUAAUGAAAAUACG
Dermatophagoides pteronyssinus (European house dust mite) is the source of this 420-nucleotide messenger RNA. RefSeq names its product probable prefoldin subunit 5. The record is from RefSeq and is a predicted model, not a curated record. Lineage: Eukaryota; Metazoa; Arthropoda; Arachnida; Sarcoptiformes; Pyroglyphidae.